AGGCCUCGGCCCUCGGAAGAGUUAAUAGUCGUGGAACGGUGUAACCAAUAGCCGGCGGCAUUGGCUCAACUCCGUCCGAAACCGAGUUUUUUUUUUUUUGAAUUGGUUUCUAGAUAGGACGAACCCGCGAAGUUACCAACCUAAUUUAAGCCAACCGGAAAAUCCGAUCAGCAUCGGUCGGGGUUUGUCUAUUUUCCAUGAGAAAUUUCUUUUUUUGCGGUGGCAGAAGUUCAGCAUUGUCACCGGGUAUCGUGAAAUCAGCCAGAUUUCAGGGGACAUUUAGGGACAGAGCUUCGUUUGGGCGGCAGCGCUCACGUCUCCCAUCUCGAAGCGCUGGUAAGCCAUUGGAAGACUAGCAUUGUUUCUGUUUCAGAGCUUCAAGCUGGGCAGCGAAAUUUUCUUUAAUCUUUUUAGCAUCAGAAUACUGAAUUCUUGGAUAACCGUUCAGUAGGGUUCUGUUGUUCGUUUUUCAUUGAGGAGGUCAAUUAUCUUCUCCAAUAUAAGAUCCAUGGAAUCGUACGAUUUUAGCAGUGUUUUCAAAGUUCAGUGCUAAAGGCAGACAUCCCUUUUGAAGAUCUCACCAUGACUUCCCAAUCUCACAUAAAAGAAAAUGGGCAAAUUAACCACUCAACUGUAGCUCGUAACAGGAAUGCCAUUGAACCAUUGGUCAAUGUCAAUUUUGAGGAUGAAGCCAAGCAAAGAGCAGAUUUGGUGGAGUGGUUAAAUGGUAUGCUUCCUGAUUUAAGGUUACCAUUGGAAGCUUCGGAAGAGGAAAUCAGAGCGUCCUUAAGAGAUGGAGCUGUUUUAUGUAGUGUUUUAGACAGGCUUAGACCUGGUUCUGUAAUUGAGUGGGGUGGUUCUGAUCAUUCUUCUGAGCCUCGUGUGGAGAAUGUCAAAAGGUUUCUGGCAACCAUGGAUCAAAUGAGGUUGCCCAGGUUCAGCCUCUUGGAUCUUGAGCAGGGGUCUAUGGUGACAGUUGUAGACUGCUUAUUGACUCUUAAAGAGCAUUUUAAUUCUAAUCCUGGGGGAAACGGUGUUCAUAUUACAAGCUCAAUGGGUAAAUGUGGGAACCAGUCAAGGAAAGGAUGGAAACUGUUGGAAGCAGAAAUUUCGGAGGGAAUUAAUGGUUCUGUUGGGGAGGUAUCUCCAGGUGGACAGGAUGCUGCAGUAACUGGAGAAGAGAAGCGAAAGAAUUGGACUGACUCAAAAUUUCAGCGUGCUUUGCGCAGUCCUGUCAUGUCAGAGCCAUCAGCUGCAUUGAUACAUCAUGUUGGACAUAAGUUCCAUGAGGUUUUUCAACUAAAACAAGGACGUUAUGCUGAUAUUCCUGCUGCUAAGAUAUCGGAAAUGAUGAAAUCUAACAGUUUCGAUAAUGCUCCAACUCAAUCACUUCUGAGUGUUGUAAAUGGGAUUCUAGAUGAAAGCAUUGAAAGGAAGAAUGGGGAAAUACCUCAUCGUGUGGCGUGUCUGUUGAGAAAAGUCGUACAAGAGAUUGAGCGACGCAUUUCAACUCAAGCGGAGCACUUAAGAACUCAAAAUAAUCUGUACAAGGCUCGUGAAGAAAAAUAUCAAUCAAGACUUAGAGUACUUGAGACUCUUGCAACUGGGACUAGUGAGGAGACCCAGGUUGCGAUGAACAAGUUCCAGCAGAUAAAGGUGGAGAAGACCAAAGUGGCGGAGAAGAAGAAACUUGAGGAGCAGGAUAUGGUUAGACUGAUGAAAGAGAAGGACCAUAUUGAUAUUGAAAUCUCAACACUUAAGCAAGACCUGGAAUUAUCAAUACAGAAAUAUGAACAACGUUGCCUGCAAUUGGAAACACAAGCCAAGGGAACCAAAGUUGGGUUAGAGGAGAGACUAAAGGAACUUGAGGGUCUCUUAGAAGGUUCAAGGAAGAAAUUUGAAGAACUUGAGUCACUUUCUGAAUUGAAAUCUCAGAGCUGGAUUGCAAAAGAACACAGCUACCAGACUUCUGUAGAUUUUCAGUUUAAAUCUUUGCAGGAGUUGAGGAUCACUUCUCAGUCAAUCAAGAAAGUGGUGCAAAAUACACAAAGAAUCUAUUCAGAAGAAUUCAGUCAAUUGGGGGUAAAGCUUAAAGGGCUAGCGGAGGUGGCAGAAAACUAUCAUAUUGUUCUUGCAGAAAAUCGAAAGCUGUAUAAUGAGGUUCAAGACUUAAAAGGCAACAUUAGAGUCUAUUGCCGGAUAAGGCCAUUUCUUCCUGGACAAAAAGGAAAACAAACUACCAUAGAUUUUAUUGGUGAGAAUGGUGAGUUGAUCAUUGUAAAUCCCCUCAAACAAGGAAAAGACAGUCGACGCCUGUUCAAGUUUAACAAGGUCUUUGGUCCAACAGCCACUCAAGGUUUUCAUCUUUUAACCAGCAAAUUUUAGGGAAUAUUUCGUUUAAUUUUCCAUUAAAUAUCUAAAGUUUCAUGUUAUAUCUGUAGCAAGAAACUUGUACCCUUUGUGCAUAUGUAUUUAUACUGAUGAUAUAGAACUAUUUAAAGUUUUCAUGCAAGAUGAACACCGAAUUAUUAUUUGGAAAUAUGGCAAUAUUGAGUAAAUUAGCACUAUUCCUUAAAUUUAAGAAUAAAGAGUUUUUUAAACAUAACAUGUUAAACUUUUGGCACUUUAAAGGUCGAUUUUUUUUCACCUUUACAUUCACGAGGGUGCGAAACGUGCUGAUUGGAUUAGGUUUAGAACCAAAACAGGCUGAACUCAAAGAUAUACUUACUAGUCCAAACUCAAAUCUAAUGGGCUGACUUGGGCUAGCUUGGUUUACUUUGGCUGGGGAAUGUGUCACAUAUUUAGACUUGUAAAAUGUCUAUAACUAGACAUUGUAAAUCUUUAGUGUUGGCAUUGGUCUUCCUUAUGCGGAAAACACCCUAAUGCAGUUUCAGGGUAACGUUAGGGCCUGUUUUGGUCGUUCUUGGUUAUAGGAUAUCGUUCUUAAGUAUUUUUAUUUGUAAUGGGCUCAAUUAUAAAGCCUAGGUUUUAGGUCCACAGGGAGGUAUAAGGGAUUGGUAGUUAAGUGUUUGAGUUAGAUUAGAAUACCUAAUAGCUAGAUAGAGUUAUGUUUUGAAUUUAUUUUCCUUAUUGAGUGUUCGAGUGUGAUUAGGAGUACUUUUAAGAGUCAAUUUAGAAUUUUUAUAAUUUCU
Macadamia integrifolia is the source of this 3152-nucleotide messenger RNA. Its product is annotated as kinesin-like protein KIN-14K. The coding region runs from base 583 to 2385 and encodes 600 amino acids. The transcript has 15 exons. Gene Ontology annotation, molecular function: microtubule motor activity; microtubule binding; ATP binding. Lineage: Eukaryota; Viridiplantae; Streptophyta; Magnoliopsida; Proteales; Proteaceae. The record is from RefSeq and is a predicted model, not a curated record. Gene Ontology annotation, biological process: microtubule-based movement.